Messenger RNA from Papaver somniferum (opium poppy), 1164 nucleotides. RefSeq lists its product as uncharacterized. Lineage: Eukaryota; Viridiplantae; Streptophyta; Magnoliopsida; Ranunculales; Papaveraceae. The transcript has a single exon. Bases 1 to 1164 code for a protein of 387 amino acids. The record is from RefSeq and is a predicted model, not a curated record.
AUGAACGAUUUCAAGCCUUCAUCUGAUUUUAGUGAAAUCCAUCCGAUUGAGUUGUCUAAUCAAGUGGGUUUUGAUCAAAUGUCUAUAAACGACAGCCAAUCAAGAAUCAUUUUCAGAGUUCGGAAGAAUAGUGAUUUUGGUGGCGGUGGAGUAGAUAAAGAAACCCCUUUUCAGAAACAAGAGCUCAAGUUUUAUCAAAGAAAGCCUAAGAAUCUAAUGGAGGAGACAAAGAUGGGAGCAGAAACUGUGAGUAACAAAUCAGAACUUAAUAAUGGUACUACUUGUUUAGAAUGUGGUAAAAAUUUUAGUUCUUUGAAAUCAUUAUAUGGUCAUUUAAGAUGUCAUCCUAAGAGAGAAAAGAAAAUGAUUGUUGAUGAUCGAAACAAGAAUUCUCCAUCUAUUUCUGGGAGAUUAUUAGGUUGUGAUUGGUUGUGUUCUUUAUCUGGAUGGGUGAUUACUGGAAGGAGAGGCAGAAAAGGUUUUCCAUCUGCUAUUGAAAGAGAAGCCCUAAAUGGAUUGUUGAUGCUUGUUAAUGGGAAUUCAUUGGACCUUGAGAGGAAGAGAACAAGGUACCAAGCAGUAAACAGAGAAAUUUCACGGAAAAGGUCAAAACUUGACGGUGAUAAUGGGGGUAUUGGAAUUGAGUGUGGAUCAAAAUUGAUGAAUGUGGAAUCUAGAAUGGAGAAAUUGGAUGGAUUUGGAAAAGUUUUGGGGAAAGACAUACAGGUUGAUGAAGUUCAUUUGGGUAAUCCAACAUAUACAGGAUGUGUGAUUCCAGUGUAUUUGUCUUCAAGUACUGGAAACCUAACGAAGAAGUUCAGUCAAUAUGGUAUGAUGAAUUGCAAUAACCAGACAACAAUGCGUAGUACUAAUGCAGGGACUUUGCAUUGUUAUCAAGCUUUGGGGUGUCAUGAAUCAAGUGUGAAGGCAGAAGUGGAAGAAUUGUCUAUUCCAGAAAGAAAUUUGACCCAGGCCGACUAUGAUGUGCAGAAAUUCAAUGCCUCUACUAUUAUGCAGAACAAUGUCAAGACAUAUCCGUGUGGGAUCUGUGGUAAGUCUUUUGCAACUGGGUAUGCACUUGGAGGACACAAAAGGGCACAUCGGAAUGCACCGCGAAAGCAUCUCAGUACGCCAUUUCUUGAAGAAGCCCUAGCUGUGGGAUGA